Messenger RNA from Soboliphyme baturini, 536 nucleotides. The record is from the annotation of a GenBank genome assembly. Lineage: Eukaryota; Metazoa; Nematoda; Enoplea; Dioctophymatida; Soboliphymatidae.
AUGGACUUCGUGGACAUCGUUGCGUUAGUCGCCACAGUAUCUACGAUUGGCAUGUUUCUCGUUGGGAUCUGCUACUUCUGGCUGCAGUAUGGCUUUUUGAAGCAGGAUCGCACGAUUAUUCUUGUCAACACUAUCGGACUGGUGCUUCAGCUUUUAUAUACUCUAAUUUUUUAUCUGUACGCCAACUCUAAGCGGCAGAUUACCACGCUGAUUUUCAUAUCAGCUGUUGCAUGCUCCUGCUUAUCCGUCUAUUUGCGAUAUAUGAGUCGCGACUUGGAAACGGUCACCUCACAGCUUGGAAUGAUGUGUCUCCUGCUGAAUAUUCUGAACUUUGCUGCCCCGUUUGCUGUCUUGGUACGCAUUCACAUUGACUGCCCGUUUAAUUUUCCAACCGCCUUAUGUCACUGUAUAAAUUCAGUGCUAUUUACUGAUAAAAGUGCCUGUUGGUCCGUCAGUUUUUAUGAAUUUCAGUGUGAAUAUAAACUUUGUUUGCACUUCAUCACUGUUCCCGUAAAGGCUUUGUUAUCAUUGUAAGC